UUUAGUAACAGCAGUGGUGAGAGAUGACAAGGUAAUUCCAGGCAGAAUCAUAUCUCCUUCAAAGCUGGGCGGGGACCCACUCUCUGGGUAGACAUAGUCAGAGGGAGGGGUGACAGGCAUCUCCCAUACGUCUUUAUCCAACAGGUUCACGCAAACAUUGCCACAUGCAGCGGAGCAGCAGAUGUUAUUUGCUUGGCAGUCUUGGUGGGCUUCACAAUGGCGGCUGCACAGAUACCGUUUGGGCUUCCCCUCACACUCCUUGAUCUCAGUGUGAACUGGUGCUACAAAAAGGGGGACGGUCAGCAGUGGGUGAGGAUUUGUCUUCCUGUGAACGCACAGUCUACCAUGAAGCCUUGGAUCAUCGUCCUCACUGUAUCUGCCCAUGGGAUCCUGGUGUUUCUGCACGUUCUCGGAAGCCUCAAGGAUGACCUUGAAGAGAUUGACCAGUGUUGGGUACAGCCUCCGACAAGGUUUUGUGGGAAAAGGUGCACGAAGGUGCGGAAGUGCGUGAGUCCAAAUUACACGUGCUGCUGGACUUACUGUGGAAACAUCUGCUUGAACAAUGAAGAACCUUUUGAAACACUGAUGAAAGUCUAGUUUCAACGCGAUCCACUGCUGGGUUGACUGGUCUGGGCAGAAGGCUGCCUGCUGCCCUGGAGGGACACUCGCUCCAGCUAAGGGCCUCUUUGUCCUUUCCUUGAUGUCUUCAUGCAGAGAAGUCUAAGCUUUUGCCAAAUAAAUGUAUUAUGUACCAGCA
Messenger RNA from Mus musculus (house mouse), 757 nucleotides. RefSeq names its product WAP four-disulfide core domain 9 (gene Wfdc9). The record is from RefSeq and is a predicted model, not a curated record. Gene Ontology annotation, cellular component: extracellular region. Bases 217 to 597 code for a protein of 126 amino acids. The transcript has 4 exons. NCBI's taxonomy places the organism in Eukaryota, Metazoa, Chordata, Mammalia, Rodentia, Muridae.